Molecule: messenger RNA, 3618 nt
Organism: Mangifera indica (mango)
Lineage: Eukaryota; Viridiplantae; Streptophyta; Magnoliopsida; Sapindales; Anacardiaceae
Product: phospholipase D zeta 2-like
Exons: 20
Coding region: 132-3455 (1107 amino acids)
Biological process (GO): intracellular signal transduction; phospholipid catabolic process; phosphatidic acid biosynthetic process
Cellular component (GO): plasma membrane
Molecular function (GO): D-type glycerophospholipase activity
Source: RefSeq, a predicted model, not a curated record
AUAAAAACUACCUUCUCCUCUCCGCAAAUUCUUCUCAAACGCAAGCCCUUCUUUCUCUCCGUUACUCAACGAGGACAUGCCAAAACGACCCUGCAGCGAGCUUGAAGAAAGCUUCAACCAAGAGUUUUUUCAUGUCAACGGAGAAGCUCAUUAAGGACAGCUUGCGGUCUGAGGAUGAUAAAAUGCAACCAAGGGCUGUGUCACGCAACAGUUCAUCAAUACAUGGCACAGAAAAUGAAUGGAUUUUCUCAGAGUUGCCGAAGAUGACGAUAGUUUCGGUUUCGAGACCUGACACAAGUGAUUUUAGUCCCAUGCUUUUUUCGUACACCAUUGAGUUACAGUACAAACAGUUCAAGUGGCAUUUGACGAAAAAAGCUUCACAAGUUCUCUAUCUGCAUUUUGCUGUGAAGAAACGUGCAAUUAUUGAUGAACUUCAUGAGAAACAAGAGCAGGUUAAAGAAUGGCUUCAAAGCUUAGGAAUAGUUGACCAUGUAGCAGUUGUUCAAGAUGCUGAUGAACCUGAUGAUGGAGCUGUGCCUGUACAUCAAAGUGAAAGUGUUAAAAAUAGAUAUGUGCCUUCUAGUGCUGCUUUGUCAAUUCUUCGCCCAUCAUUGGGACGACAACCUACAAUUUCAGAGAAAGCAAAGGUGGCAAUGCAAGGUUAUCUAAAUCACUUCCUAGGAAACAUGGAUAUUGUAAAUUCAAGAGAGGUAUGCAAAUUCUUGGAGGUUUCGAGGUUGUCUUUUGCACAAGAAUAUGGUCCAAAGUUGAAAGAGGGCUAUGUUAUGGUAAAGCAUUUAUCAAAAAUCUCCAGGGAUGAUACUGGUCCAAAAUGCCUUCCAGGCUGUUGCUUUGGUUGUAACAACACUUGGCAUAAGGUUUGGGCUGUUCUGAAACCUGGUUUCUUGGCCUUUUUGGAAGAGCCUUUAAGCACCAAACUCUUAGACAUUAUUGUUUUUGAUGUUCUACCAACUACUAUAGGCAGUGGAGAGUCAGGGGUAUAUCUAGCAAAGCAAAUAAAAGAAUCUAAUCCUCUGUGCUAUGCAUUUAAGGUUUUUUGUGGAAAUCGGACGAUAGACUUGAGGACUUCGAGUAAUGGUAAGGUUAAAGAUUGGAUUACUGCAAUCAAUGAUGUUGGCUUAAGACCUCAUGAGGGUUGGUGUCGCCCUCACCGCUUUGGUUCCUUUGCUCCUCCAAGGGGCUUGACAGAAGAUGGUAGUCAAGCUCAGUGGUUUAUAGAUGGUCAAGCAGCUUUUGAAGCAAUUGCUUCUGCGAUCCAGGAUGCGAAAUCAGAGAUCUUCAUUACUGGCUGGUGGCUUUGCCCUGAGCUGUAUAUGAGACGCCCUUUUCACAAGCAUUCUUCCUCCCGACUAGAUGCACUGAUAGAAGCAAAAGCCAAACAAGGUGUUCAGAUAUACAUACUUCUGUAUAAGGAGGUUUCUAUUGCUUUAAAAAUUAACAGUAUGUACAGUAAGAAAAAGCUUCGUGAAAUUCAUGACAAUGUCAAAGUACUACGGUAUCCUGACCAUUUAUCAACCGGUGUUUAUUUAUGGUCACACCAUGAAAAACUUGUCAUCAUUGAUUACCGCAUUUGCUUCAUUGGUGGACUAGACUUAUGUUUCGGUCGUUUUGAUACACCAGAACACAGAGUGGGGGACUGCCCUCCUUUCAUGUGGCCAGGAAAGGAUUAUUACAAUCCAAGAGAGUUUGAACCAAAUUCUUGGGAGGAUACAAUGAAAGAUGAACUUGAUCGCACAAUAUAUCCUCGUAUGCCAUGGCAUGAUGUUCAUUGUGCUCUUUGGGGGCCACCUUGUCGAGAUAUUGCGAGGCAUUUUGUUCAACGAUGGAACCAUGCUAAGAGAAACAAAGCUCCACAUGAACCAGCAAUUCCACUUCUCAUUCCUCACCACCAUAUGGUUCUCCCUCACUACUUGGGAAGUCGUGAGAUAGACAUUGAAAGCAAGAGCUUAGAUAAAAAUCACAAAGAUUUAACCAGACAAGAUUCAUUUUCCUGGCAAUCACCAUUGGAAGAUAUCCCUUUGCUUUUGCCUCAGGAAGGUGAUAAAAUAGUUAUUUCCUCCACCAUGGACCAUAAGCUAAAUGGCCUACAUUCCAAUCAGAAUGAUAAGUCAUUUGAGAUCAUUAAGCGUUGUAUGUUGCCUUCCCAGAAGUACAAAGUUGAAGCUUUCUCUCCAGAUAUGCAGAUUGUAGGUAUUCCAGAUGAUCUUGUUGUACUAGAGCUUUGUUCUAAAGUAUCAGAUGAGUGGGGGGAAAUUCCUGAGGAAGGUAAUCAGGAUAUUUUUGUUGGUGAAAAUGAACCAAUUGGUCCACGGAUUGCAUGUCGUUGUCAGAUUAUCAGAAGUGUCAGCCAGUGGUCUGCAGGAACAAGUCAAACUGAAGAAAGCAUUCAUAAUGCUUAUUGUUCUCUUAUUGAGAAUGCACAACAUUUCAUUUAUAUUGAGAACCAAUUUUUCAUUUCAGGUCUUUCAGGAGACGAAGUUAUACAAAACCGUGUUCUAGAAGCAUUAUACACGCGUAUUUUAAAAGCAUAUCAGGAACAAAAAUGUUUCAGAGUCAUUGUUGUCAUACCGCUUGUUCCAGGUUUCCAGGGAGGUAUUGAUGAUGGUGGUGCAGCAACUGUUAGAGCCCUUAUGCAUUGGCAAUACCGAACCAUUUCCAGGGAGAAGACUUCAAUAUUGCAUAACCUCAACAUGCUGCUUGGACCCAAGACACAUGACUACAUUACCUUUUAUGGUUUGAGAUCAUAUGGCAAACUUUGUGAUGAUGGGCCAGUGGCCACGAGUCAGGUGUAUGUGCAUAGCAAACUGAUGAUAAUAGAUGACCGUGUUGCCUUGAUUGGAUCAUCCAAUGUUAAUGAUAGGAGUUUGCUUGGAUCAAGAGACUCUGAGAUUGCAGUACUCAUUGAAGAUAAAGAAUUUCUUGAAUCAUCUAUGAACGGAGAGCCAUGGAAGGCAGGAAAAUUUUCGUAUACUCUCCGGUGCUCCCUGUGGUGCGAACACCUUGGUCUUCCUGCAGGAGAGGUUAGGCAUGAUCAGACUUCACACUCCAACAAUCAUACCAGCCAAAUAAGUGAUCCUGUAGCAAACCGAGCAUACAGAGACUUAUGGGUAGCAACCGCAAAGGAAAACACCAGGAUUUACCAAGAUGUCUUUGAUUGCAUCCCCAAUGAACUUAUACAUUCAAGGGCUGCUCUCAGACAAAGCAUGAGCCAGAGAAAGGAGAAACUGGGCCACACCACAAUAGAUUUAGGAAUAGCACCUGAAAAGCUAGAGAUAUACCAGAAUGGGGAAAUCAACUUGGUGGAUCCAAUGGAAAGACUGAAGUCUGUGAGGGGACAUCUCGUUUCUUUUCCCUUAGAGUUCAUGUGUCAAGAAGAUUUACGACCAUUUUUCAUUGAGAGUGAGUUCUAUGCAUCUCCUCAAGUAUUUCACUGAGUGCAGUUGCAGCUGUAGAUAAACUAAUAAAUUGUUAAAUGCCACAUUGGCCUUGAUAUAUGUUUUGUACAAAAAUGAAAUUGUAAAUUUUUUUUUUUUUUUUUCGGUUUAGUAGUAAAUUCUUUCUUCUCAGUGAAUGCAUGCUAAUAGUUCUGAUUGUAUA